Messenger RNA from Cinara cedri, 545 nucleotides. The record is from the annotation of a GenBank genome assembly. NCBI's taxonomy places the organism in Eukaryota, Metazoa, Arthropoda, Insecta, Hemiptera, Aphididae.
AUGGUUAAAAAACAAAAAUUAGUUGUUACAAAUUCCUCGUCAACUACAACACUGGAAUCUGAAAAUGAAGAUUUAAAUAUUGGUUUAGACAUUGAUAUAACUACACAAAAAAGUGUUGAAAAUAUUGUAGAUAAAAAUGUCAUUUCCGACUUGGGAACUUUAAUAAUAGGCCCUGUGUGACCAAUUUUAACAGUAAGUACAAANGAAGACGUUGAGGUGUUUGGAAUUAUGUGUGAUGAAAUAAAGGUGAAAUAUAAAUUAUGUUUUAUACAUGGACUUCUUAAUUCAUUUUUAUUAAAUUAAUUUAUAGGUGUUACAAACAAGAACAAAUGGCAUUAUGUGUAAGGUAUGUUAAAAAUCUAUAUGUUGUUGAGAGAUUUCUCGGUUUUAUAGAUUGUUCUAAGAAUCAAGAUGCUGAAAGUUUAUAUCAUUACAUAUUAUGGUACCCGAAAAAGUAUAAACUUCUAAACCACAAAAAGUUGCUUAGUCAUAUGACAGUGCAAAUGUUAUGUCUGGGAAAUUUAACGGACUACAAAAUAAAAUAA